CGGACUUCCGGUUCCGGCGCGCGGGGCAGGGCGGGAAGUGCGAGAGGCCAUUAGAGCGCUGCUGCGGGCCGCACGUUGUGAGCUUCGUGCUAACGGGUAGAGCCGCGCCGCCGCUGGGAUGUCGAUCGGGGUGCCCAUCAAGGUGCUGCACGAGGCCGAGGGCCACAUCGUGACGUGCGAGACUAACACGGGGGAGGUGUAUCGGGGCAAGCUCAUCGAGGCCGAGGACAACAUGAACUGCCAGAUGUCCAAUAUCACAGUGACAUACAGAGAUGGGCGAGUGGCACAGCUGGAGCAGGUGUACAUUAGGGGUAGCAAGAUCCGGUUCCUCAUUUUGCCAGACAUGUUGAAAAAUGCUCCUAUGUUAAAGAGCAUGAAGAAUAAAAACCAGGGUUCGGGGGCUGGACGAGGCAAAGCAGCUAUUCUCAAAGCCCAAGUGGCUGCAAGAGGAAGAGGUCGUGGUAUGGGCCGUGGCAACAUUUUCCAGAAGCGAAGAUAACUUUGGACUGGACUGACUUCUAGGGGGUUUUCUUUUAGUAUUUGUGGACGAACUUUUUUUUUUUUUUAGUUUGUUACCGGUGCAAUUAAAUAAAUCUGUUUGUGACAAAACAGGCAUGUGUCUGUUGUGCAUCAGGAUGCCACUGUUGAAACAAUAGCUUUAUAGUGGCAAGUAUUGCACAGUGGUGCUGGAUUCUGAAAUAACUGCUUCAUUUUUAAACAGGUCUCCCUAACUUGGUUUUAUUUUUCUCACAGAUUCUGUCUUAAGUCUCAAAUGCUUUUUCCUGCAGAAUCCUGUUGCUGUCCACUGUAAAAGAAUUAAAACAUUUCACUCUG
Alligator mississippiensis (American alligator) is the source of this 834-nucleotide messenger RNA. RefSeq names its product small nuclear ribonucleoprotein D3 polypeptide (gene SNRPD3). Gene Ontology annotation, molecular function: RNA binding. The transcript has 4 exons. The record is from RefSeq and is a predicted model, not a curated record. Gene Ontology annotation, cellular component: precatalytic spliceosome; pICln-Sm protein complex; U2 snRNP. Gene Ontology annotation, biological process: spliceosomal snRNP assembly; RNA processing. Lineage: Eukaryota; Metazoa; Chordata; Crocodylia; Alligatoridae. Bases 119 to 499 code for a protein of 126 amino acids.